Nicrophorus vespilloides is the source of this 1549-nucleotide messenger RNA. RefSeq names its product ras-related protein Rab-11A (gene Rab11). The coding region runs from base 458 to 1105 and encodes 215 amino acids. Gene Ontology annotation, biological process: exocytosis. NCBI's taxonomy places the organism in Eukaryota, Metazoa, Arthropoda, Insecta, Coleoptera, Silphidae. Gene Ontology annotation, molecular function: GTP binding; GTPase activity. The record is from RefSeq and is a predicted model, not a curated record. The transcript has 4 exons. Gene Ontology annotation, cellular component: recycling endosome.
AGGAAGGAAGGAGGCGCCGUUCGAAGACGUGUAUUGGUGUAUAUAUGUGCAUGUAUGCGUAUAUGUGUGAGUUCGCGAGAGAGAAUACAGUACGGGACGCCAUUUUGUCUGUGCUGGACUAGAGCUACAUUUUCCAGAAAAAGCCACUUCCGGAAAACCGCCAGAGACCUAAAGAGCCGUGACGCAACCUGUAAUGUAUCUGUGAUAAGGUGUUUUGAAGGUAUUCGAGUCUGGCAUGAUUUCGUAGACAUUUCCGAGUUGUCUGCAUAGAGUGAAAAAAAAGGGGGCGACAUCAAAAAGGAAGGAUACAGCUAUUAUAUAUAUAUCUACACGUAUAAACGCAUAUAAACGGUACUACAAUUUUGUUGUGCAUAGACUUCUAAUUAGAUAACGAGAAAAUAGAAGAAAGAUAAUAAGAAAUUAUAUCGUGGGUGUGUAGAAACGUAUUUCAAUCAAGAUGAGUUCUAGAGACGACGAGUACGACUAUCUCUUUAAAGUGGUCUUGAUCGGAGAUUCAGGCGUCGGCAAGAGUAAUCUACUUUCACGAUUUACUAGGAAUGAAUUCAAUUUGGAAUCAAAAUCGACCAUAGGCGUGGAAUUUGCAACCAGGAGUAUACAGGUUGAUGGUAAAACAAUAAAAGCACAAAUUUGGGAUACGGCUGGUCAGGAGCGGUAUCGUGCUAUCACAGCCGCCUACUACAGAGGUGCAGUUGGUGCUCUUCUUGUCUACGACAUUGCCAAGCAUCUGACCUACGAGAACGUCGAACGUUGGUUACGCGAACUGCGCGACCAUGCUGACCAGAACAUCGUCAUCAUGUUGGUCGGCAACAAAUCCGAUUUGCGCCAUCUGCGCGCGGUCCUCGCCGAAGAAGCCAAGGCCUUCGCUGAACGCAACGCUCUGAGUUUCAUCGAGACUUCCGCGCUGGAUUCAACCAACGUCGAUAAUGCUUUCCAGAACAUACUCACAGAGAUUUAUAGAAUCGUGUCGCAAAAGCAGAUCAGGGACCCACCAGAGGGUGAUGUUAUCAGGCCCCAGAACGUGCAGCCCAUAGACGUGAAGCCUACCAUGACUUCAGACAAUGUGCGUAAACAAUGCUGCCAGUAACAGCAAUAAACACAAAAGAGAAAACAUACCAACACAUGCGGUCAGGAUGGUGUAAAUACGUUUUAUCGAAGGGGAGAAAGUAUUUAAGUAACAAAAAAAUAAUAUAUAUAUAUAAUUGCUUAAUUGCAGACAACCAGCCGUAUAUAUAUAAUAAAAAAGAAAUAAUUUAAAAAAAGGUAAUAGAAGUAGCGCUAAACUACACGAAACACUGUGUUUUAUCGUUUAUAAUUCUGGAUGUCCUUAAAAAAAAGUAAUACUAUAUAUAAAAAGAAUAAUGCAAUAUUGUGACUCAGCAGUGAACAUUGAAUUUAAGCCUCGUUUGUUAUGUUCGUUGUUUUUUUUUAUGGAAUCGCUGCACAUUUUUUAGUGAAACGCAUUGUAACAAUUUCGAACUGGUGGAAAUUCAUUUAUCUUCGUCGAAAAUAACGUAAUAAGCUUUCAACU